AUGAGGCCCAUUGCUGUUGUGGAGGGCCAAGGUUUUAAGAACUUGCUAAAAGUUUUGGAACCUGGUUAUACAGUGCCAGCACGCCACACAAUCACUAAUGCGCUAACCGCAAAAUAUGAGGGACUCAAAGACAAAGUGUCUGCGUUAAUACAACAGAGCGAGGCACUGAGUUUGACCACAGAUAUGUGGACAUCUCUGAGAAUGGAGUCCUAUAUGACAGUGACUGCCCAUUUCAUUGAUGGAGACUGGAAAGCACAGAGUCUUGUGCUUGAGACAAAACAAAUGGAAGAGGCGCACACGGGAAUAAACAUUGCUGCACGACUAUCUGAAGUUGCGGAUACCUUCGGAAUUCAAGGAAAGAUAGUUUCUGUUGUAUGUGACAACGCGGCUAAUAUGACACUCUGUGUGGAAACACUAAAGGAAUCACAUAAAUGGGCAGAGAUGCAGGGCGUCAGGUGCGCCGGGCACACUUUGCAGCUCUGUAUUAACGCUGCACUCAAACAAGAUCCAAUUUGUCGUGCCGUGGCUGCAUCACGUCAUCUGGUGGGACAUUUCAAAAAGGGGCACAAAGCAAAAACUGGACUAAAACAGAAGCAGGAGCAGCAAAACGUCCCUCAGCAUGAAUUAAUUCAGGAUGUGUCGACACGUUGGAACUCAACAUUUUCAAUGUUGGAGCGACUGCUGGAGCAACGCUGGCCUAUUACCGCAGUGCUGUCUGACCCAAACUUUACAAAGAAGAGCGACAGCAGUACACUGGACCUUACCACUGCACACUGGAAUGCGAUAGAGGACAUUAAAAAUGUGCUGAAACCGAUGACAACCUUGACCGAGCUGCUGUCUGAAGAGGACAACGCAUCCCUGUCUGCAACAGUACCCAUGCUAGCAAACUUGAAGAAACGUCACCUGGCCAUCGCGGAUGAUGACAGCCCCAUUACCAAAAAAAUGAAAAGCAAGCUGGUCGAAGAAAUUGACGGUAGAUGGGAGUUUAAAAACCGAAUGAUGAUGACUAACAGUGUAUACAUUACAGCUGCAGUAGUAGACCCUCGUUUUAAGCAGCUGUCUUUUCUGGAUGAUGCCAAACGAGACGAGGCCUAUAUAGUAGUUGCACAGCUGGCAGAACGUCUGAAUGCAGUCACAGGCACAGGUGAACCUGGAAGUGAGGAGGAGCAACAUGUGUCAAAAAAGCAGAAAAACGACAAAGAGAAGGAGAUUGCUAUGCUGUUGUGCGAAGACGAAGACGAUCUGAUUUCUAGAGAAUCCGGUGGGAGAAGCAGAGUGACAGAAGAAAUGAAAAACUAUCUUCAGGACAGAACCAAAAUCGACUCCGGACCAUUGGGUUGGUGGAAAAAAAACCAAGACAGAUACCCGAGCCUAGCCCGAGUUGCAAAGCGACUGCUCUGUAUACCUGCAACUUCCACGCCGUCUGAACGCAUUUUCUCCAAGGCUGGAUUUAUUGUCAAUAAAGCAAGAAGUUGUCUCCUUCCAAAGAACGUGGAUAUGCUUGUGUUUCUCGCACACAACACAAAAAAGUGUGGAAUGGACAUUGAUUGUACUGUAAGUGAGUAG
Molecule: messenger RNA, 1566 nt
Organism: Pimephales promelas (fathead minnow)
Lineage: Eukaryota; Metazoa; Chordata; Actinopteri; Cypriniformes; Leuciscidae
Source: RefSeq, a predicted model, not a curated record